Babesia ovata is the source of this 2100-nucleotide messenger RNA. RefSeq names its product Extracellular matrix-binding ebh, putative. The record is from RefSeq and is a predicted model, not a curated record. Bases 1 to 2100 code for a protein of 699 amino acids. The transcript has a single exon. Lineage: Eukaryota; Apicomplexa; Aconoidasida; Piroplasmida; Babesiidae.
AUGGACCAGGGGAGUGAAUCUAAGGAUCAAGUUGAUCAGAAAGUCACUGCGGCGUUUAAGGCUGUUGUGGCAAUAGACGAGAGUCUUAAGAAGGAUUUGAGGACAGUUAAAGAGGAGAUUAAGAAAGGGAUUACAGAAGUGAUUGAGAGGUUGGAAGUUAAUCAAUUGGGUGAUAAGGUGAAAGGGGAUUUGGAGAGUUUGAAGGGGAAGAUUGAGGGACUUAAAACAGAGGUUGAUCAACCAAAUGGAGAGAGCCUCGUUAAAAAUGAGUUGGAUACACUAAGACAGAAAAAGGGUGACUUGGAUAAUAACACUAUUAACAAAAUUACGGCGGCUGAAAAGGAUCUUGGAAAUAAGUUUGCUCAGUUUAUCCAAAAUCCGCUUAACGGUAAAGUCACUGCAGUUGACACGGCGAUUGGGACGCUUGGCGAGCAGUUUCAACUGCAGGGUAAAAAGAACAUUGAAGAGGUUUUUAAUAAGAUUAAAGGGGAAGUCGAGAAGAUUAAGGGGAAGCCUGGGACAAGUUGGACUAAUGAAGGCGGCUCAGGCCUGGAUGGCAUUCAGUCCAAGGUGCAGAGUUACUUUAGCGACUUCAGCGGGGAGUCGACGUUCAAGAAGAUAGUGAAGGGCUGGCUGGACGACACUGUUUUACAAUUCAAUGGCUCCCUGAGGCGUACGCUAAACUGGGGGGAGUUGACCGGUGAUCAAAGCUACCACAGCCAUCUGGCCACUGCCAUCAGUAGCAGGCUCAACGUCCAGUAUCUUGAUGAAGACAAUGGUGACCGAAGCUUCAGAGAAGCUGUGAGUAAAUUAAUGCUCGACGCCAGCAGCAUGACGAGCAAAAUUAAAUACGUCCACGACGUUUGCCAGGAGUUUGCCAAGGUUAUGGACAAGGAACUGAAGAAAAAGGGUAAUGGCGGUAGCGUCCCUGACAUAGUCAACAAGGUUAAAGAGGCGCUGAAAAGUGAUAGCAGCAGAUACGGCGGCGGCAGAACAGAGGCUGCUAGAAAGGCCAUAGAAGAGGCCGCCAAAAAUUGCAUCUGUAGUUGUGUUCCGCACUGCAGUAUAAAAAAUCCUGAAGGCUGUGCGAAAUGCCAAAACCCAAAAUGCAUAAUCUCGCAAGUCGUCGACUCCACCCUGUCGGGGCUUUCAACCGCCGCCAGGCAGGUGAGUAAGGAGCUGAAUUCAGUGUUUCUCAACAUACCCGAUGACAUCAGCAACGGAGAUCCCAGUAAAGGAAGCAUCGCAGCCAUCUUGGACACUAUCACUCCAAUUGCUACUGACCUUGACAAGGCGCUGAAAGGAGCAACUGAGCCACAACCUCCCGGAACCUCCGGCAAAGAUGAAAGCCCCGCCAAAGCCGUGGACAGUAGGUUGGAGGAAGUGAGGAAUGAGGUUGAGCAGGAGAUUACAAAGAAAUUUACUAACGAAGUAACAAAAGAUCUUAAAGCUGUGGUCAAACAACUUCCCGGAGCCGUUAAAGAGUUCGACAGUAAAGCUCAAGACCAGAUCAAGGCCGCGGCCAAGACGGCAAUUAAGGAGGCGGCUGGGAAAAUAAGUGAUCCCAGUGGCAAAAUAAAUCUUGGUGCUGACCUCAUGAACGAAUUUAGCACUCAGUUCUCUCAGAUCACUAAUGACAAAACCGGCCUCCAACCAACACUUCAAGGUCUGGUUGAUACACAUAUUGGAAGGGAUAAGAUUGGCGUUACACCAUUUGUUAUGGUAGAUACAUUCAUAAUUACUGCACAAAAUUUUGAACAAUAUUAUAAGCAUGUGGAUCAAAAUCAACUCAGACAUAGGAACCGUAAGCUAAAAGGUGAGAAAGACGAAGGCUCUCUUCCAGGGGCGAUCGGGAAGAUCAAGACUCUAGGUCUGAAAGAGCUUAACAUCAUCGAUCCAAAAGGAAGUAUCCCACCAGAUCAGAAGAUUACCGAAGCAACCUUCACCGGCCCGUUCGACACAAUUAAAUCAGAGCUUGAAGGGAUCAGGAAAUUGGUUGGUGAGGACUCAAAUUUUAUGGAUGAAGGUAGUAGAGUCAAACAGUUUUUGAUUGUGAAUAUUAUGCGCAACAAUACUAAACCAUAUGUUCUCCACAAAUAA